This is a messenger RNA of Stylonychia lemnae, 1404 nucleotides long. NCBI's taxonomy places the organism in Eukaryota, Ciliophora, Spirotrichea, Sporadotrichida, Oxytrichidae. The record is from the annotation of a GenBank genome assembly.
AUGGAUAAGAACUCUUCAACAGUAAAGGCUAGUCGCUCAUUCUACCUCCAUGAGGAUGAUCCCCACUACAAGCAUGCAGUCAUCAUCCCAUAUUACCAUGAUGGCAUUACCAAUGAUGUCAAAGUCUAUCUUAGAAGACACACAGAUUCUUCUGCAGAGGUAGGCUUCAUACCAAUUCAUGCCACGAUAAAGCAUAGACAACCUAGCAUUAUCUUUACUAUUGUAAACGCGCUCUUGACUUAAACAAGAUACUACAUUCCUUGGGAAAGCGCAGAGCAUAUCCAUGAAAAUGACGAAGCUCCUCUAUUUUAUAAUCCUGCAACCACCUAUCUUAUUUCGAAGGUGCUGAAGGAUGAUAAAGUAGUGAUGAAGAUCGUAGGUGAUACUUGGUAUGUUUGGUAUCCUCUAGAGAAACUUAUUCCUCUAGAAGAUGUCAAUUACAUCCUUGCUCACUUUGACAUUGAAUUCAGUGAGCACACCUUAGAUUCUGAUUUCAAAUUAACAGCUUCAACAGACACUGUUGCUGUUGAUACACUCAGCCAAAUCAACAGUCACUCUGAGUAUUUAAAAACUAGAAUUACUUAAACAUCACCGAGACCUAUUGACUACGCCAUCGUCCUGGAUGACGAUUAAAAUACCAUGAAGCACAUUUAUGAGGCACUCUAUGCUGGCUAAAUCAUGGUAACUGGUGAAGAGAAAUUCGCUUUCUACAGAGGAUAUAAGAAUGAGCAUCCUCCCUAGGAAGUCUUGCAAAGCCUGAAACUUAUUAUUUUCCCUGGUAGUGUCUAGUCAGUCUACGACUCCUCUUUGGAAUGGAUGCCUCCACUAUCUGAAUUCAUAUAAAGAGUCUAUAAAGAUCACCCUCAUAUAAAACUGAUUGGAGGUUGCUACGGUCAUCAGCUUAUCGCUCACUCACUCGGAGGUAGAGUAGGCAGGAUGAGCGCAAGAGAUGGCUAUAAUUUGCCGAUCUUAGGCCGAGAGCACAUUCUUCCUAAUGAGUCCUUCUUUGAGCAAGGUUGGGUCUAGACUUACUUGCUUAAGAAUAACCUCACUCGGGACCUCAUGCCUAAACUUAUUUUACAGUAAGCACAUGGCGAUCACGUAGAGGAGUUGCCCAGAGAUGCUAUUCUGAUUGCAGAUUCAAAUAGCUGCAAUGUGGAGAUCUACACAAUCCCUAACCGAGUACUGUGCUUCUAAUCGCAUCCUGAGUUUAAUGCUAACUUGCAAUAAGAGUUGAGCGAGUGCGAGACCUAUUAAUUCGGGGAUAUGUGGGAUGUGCACGGAGACUUCUAAAAGCAUAAGUACUUGAAAAUCCAAGAUACUAAACUGGGCAAGGAGUCGAGAAAUAUGAUGCUUGGAUUGAUCAGAGAGUUCAUCACUUACAAGGUAGAGUAAGAUAAUUGA